GCGAGGCGGAGCGGACUUUGUCCCGGCCUCAGACGCUGCCACCAGCCGAGGAGCCGCCACGCCACAACACUCCUCUGCAGGCGCCACCAUGAAGCCUUCAUCACUGCCUUCCUCCUCCUCCUCAUCAGUAACCUCUACCUCAGAGCCAGCAGAUCCCAACCCUCAGUCCUCUUCAUCACCUCCUCCUCGGCUGUCUCUGCAGAGUCCAGAGCUGCAGGCCGAGUUUCUGAAAGAGUGUCAGAGCAGAUUUAAGUCUAACGGUGACUCCAGUGUUGCUGCCUCCUCUUCCUCCUCCUCUCCUUCCUCACACCCCUCCCCUCUACCCUCCCCCUUCAGCCCCACCCCUUGCUCCCCUUCCUCCCCCUGGAGCUCCUCAUCUUCCUCACCGUCUCCAAACAGCAGACAAGCUCGUCUGUCCUUGUCCAGCCCUGAACUGCUGUCAGAGCUGAAGGAUCCCAGGAAGCACUCCCUCCGACACGCUCCUGUCAAAAUUGGCAUGACCACCAUCUUCUCCGGACGAGGACGAGGCGGACGAGGAGGAGGAGGAGGAGGAGGAGGAGGAGGAGGAGGAGUUCAGGUGUCUGACUCCGCCUCCACCACUGAACCGGCCAAUCAGAGGAUUGCUCGCUGACAGCUGCUUCUUAGUCCACCACAGGAUCAGAUUCUGCCUCCAUGCCGCCUCAAUGUGAACACGAUGAGCUCUGAAACAGCUGACACAUCACUACACUGAACCCUAACUGAGCUUUAACAGGACCACAGGGAUGAAGAUGCAGAUUCAUCAUCACUAUUUUCACUUCAUGUCCAGUUGUUGAUCAUUUCCCACAGAAAAGUCGAUUCAUGUAAACAUGCUGAUGAUGUCGUCAGACUAAAGCUGAAAUAAAGUUUAAAACUUU
Messenger RNA from Melanotaenia boesemani (Boeseman's rainbowfish), 893 nucleotides. Its product is annotated as putative protein TPRXL. Lineage: Eukaryota; Metazoa; Chordata; Actinopteri; Atheriniformes; Melanotaeniidae. The record is from RefSeq and is a predicted model, not a curated record. The transcript is spliced from 5 exons. Bases 89 to 631 code for a protein of 180 amino acids.